This is a messenger RNA of Rosa chinensis, 1833 nucleotides long. Its product is annotated as QWRF motif-containing protein 3. The record is from RefSeq and is a predicted model, not a curated record. NCBI's taxonomy places the organism in Eukaryota, Viridiplantae, Streptophyta, Magnoliopsida, Rosales, Rosaceae. Gene Ontology annotation, molecular function: microtubule binding. The coding region runs from base 2 to 1720 and encodes 572 amino acids. Gene Ontology annotation, biological process: centrosome cycle; spindle assembly. Gene Ontology annotation, cellular component: nuclear microtubule; centrosome; cytoplasm. The transcript is spliced from 6 exons.
CAUGGAUCACCCUCACAAACCCAGAAAGCCCAAAUCCCGGGAAGUAAGCUCCCGCUUCCUAUCUUCCCCCGCACCCGAAACCUCCACACUCCCAUCUCCAAGCCACCCUCUCUCGCCGGCCCGGAGAAAACUCGGUUCGCCGAUAUCCGAUGCCCGCAAACCCAAAACUCAUCUCGACGAUUCAAGCUCCAUCCGAGGAGGAGGACUAUGGCCAUCUUCAACAACCAAGAACUUCGACUCUCUAGCAGUCCAUCUCGGAAUCGAGAGACUCAAAGACAGUACCGACCGUAAAAACUCGACCUCCGUCACAAGCCGGAGAGAAGCGAGUGUGUUUAAUGAGAAAGACAACGCCAAAGAGAACCAUAGACCGGUUCUCGGAGGGUCGGCGAGGUACACCGGGAAAUUCAAAUUUUCCGGGAAAUCGUCGCCGUCGCCGUCGUCGUCUUCGACUUCAGUGUCUUCGAAUAAACUAUCGGCGGUGGUAGUUCCGGGGAGAUUUUCCGUUGACGGAAGUGGUCUGUAUCAGAACUCAACUCGGCGAAGUUUCGACAGUUUCGCCGAUACUCUCGAGUCGGGAUCGGAGUGCAGCGACGCCGGUUCAGGCAGGAAUAUUAAUAUCGGGUCGCCGAGUUUCGGGGCUCAGAGCUCGACGGCGAGUUCGAGAAAGUCGGGGGUGGAGGUUUCGUCUAAGUACAUGAGUGAUAUUCAGACGAGGCAUCAUCGGAGAUGGACGUCGGAUUCUAAUCUCCGGAAUCCGAUUUCGGCAGAGAGCUCUCCGAAAAUGAACAAGUUUAACCUGAAAAAUGUGAUCAAGAGGGCUAAUUCGUUGACCGGGUCAAAGUUCGGGACGACGCAGUGGGCAUUGUCGCCGGGAAGGAGCGUGGCGCAGCCGGGGUCGGCGGAGAGUUUGGGGAAGUCGACGUCAUUUUCGAGCUUGAAGCCUCCGACUAGUCCUUCGAAAAGUAAGGGAGUCGAGAAGUUGCUCAAUAUGGGGUUCGACUUGUUCAAGAGUAAAAAAUCUUCAUCAUCUACUAGGUCACUGGUGAGGUCUAAUUCCGGGUAUGGUGUGACCGAUACCGGUCAUCAACUCCGGAUGCUUCAGAACAGAUUGAUGCAAUGGCGGUACGCAAAUGCAAGAGUUGAAAUUGUGAACGGCAAUGUUGCUGAUCAAGCACAGGUCAAUUUUUUGAGUGCUUGUAAUAGUCUUAUGAAGUUGCGGCAAUCCGUGCUGCAUAAGAAACUGAAGCUUCAGAAAGAAAGGCUCGAAAUGAAGCUGAACUUUACACUACAUUCUCAAUUUGAGCCAUUGGAAGCUUGGGGAGAUAUGGAAAGGCAACAUAUGGGAGCAGUUUCUAUGUUGAAAGAGAGCUUACAUUCUGUUGUGUGCAGAGUGCCUCUAACUGAAGGUGCAAAGGUGGAUACUCAAUCAGCCGCCAUCAAUCUUCGAAAUGCUUCAGAUUACUCAGCCUCCAUUAAGUUGAUAUUGGCUACAUUUGCCCCCUCGGCUGAGCAGACUAGUGUGUUGCUCUCAGAAUUAGCAGAGGUUGUUGCGCAAGAAAAGUUGCUUUCUGAUGAGUGUCUUGAGCUCUGUAGAACCAUAUCAGAACUAGAGAUGGAAGAGAGGGGAUUGAAGUGUAGUAUUAUUCAAUUGGAAUCAUGGAAACAAGAGCAAAUUCAGCUGCAGCAGCAGGAAUCAAGACAACAAGAUAUCAUGCCAUGAUUUAUUUUGUUUUUGUUUAUUUUAGGAGUGAUGAAAUGAGCCUUUUGAUAUGUGAUUAUAGGCAUCUGUAAAUAAGCAGAAAAUUUUGAUCACUAACCAAUGAAUCUCAUUGU